This is a messenger RNA of Plasmopara halstedii, 378 nucleotides long. RefSeq lists its product as uncharacterized. The record is from RefSeq and is a predicted model, not a curated record. Bases 1 to 378 code for a protein of 125 amino acids. Lineage: Eukaryota; Oomycota; Peronosporomycetes; Peronosporales; Peronosporaceae. The transcript has 3 exons.
AUGCCUGUAAAUCACGACUUACCUGCUGGAAUCCCAUCCCGAGCACCAUCUCGGGCUUCUAAAGCACGAAUGUUGCCGGGAUCGAAUGUCGGGCGUUUCAUAGCUCGCGAAGAGGAGCUUCAUCAGGCAAGAACAUAUGCUUCCAUCAAUGAAACGAAUGCUAAUAGAGCAUCUUGGGAGGAAAAACAAAACCGUUUAUCGGGAAGCGGUGCUUGCAUUCGACAGAGCAAGCGACUUGAUGAGGAAAAAGAACUUCUGGGCAAGGAGGUUUUAGCAAUUCGACAGGCUCGACUACAAAAUUACUACGAGACUUGCUACCAUGAAUGGGAGCAGGAACUGCGAGCACGUGGUUUGGCGCUUGUACGUGAUCACGAUUAA